Messenger RNA from Gloeophyllum trabeum ATCC 11539, 375 nucleotides. RefSeq lists its product as uncharacterized. The annotation marks the transcript as partial. The transcript has a single exon. The record is from RefSeq and is a predicted model, not a curated record. NCBI's taxonomy places the organism in Eukaryota, Fungi, Basidiomycota, Agaricomycetes, Gloeophyllales, Gloeophyllaceae.
AUUAUCAUCGCUCUCAAUCUGCUGGGAGAAGUAGAUCGAUACCACUGGUUGCUUUUCGUUGCCGACCCCGAGAGCGAGAGAGGUGCAGGGACAAAGAUCCAUGUAACCGACCGACCUCUUGCCACCAGACCCGAAGAUCUUUGGCAUUUCGAGCACCAACCCUAUACGAUAAACUCCUCUCAGUCUGUCUGCGCAGCUGCGGUCAUUGGAAAGCUGCCUGCUGGCAAGACGGUUUCCGACCUAAUCAGCAUCGUGGACACUAUUCCGCUUAAUGAAGUACCCGCAGCAGAGAAACCAAAGGAGACCAAGUUCAGUUGCAGGUUGUGGGUGAGGGAAGCGUCUGCACGCCGCAAAGUAUCUCGUCUGUUCAGAUGU